Messenger RNA from Cyprinus carpio (common carp), 696 nucleotides. Its product is annotated as MICOS complex subunit MIC27-like. The record is from RefSeq and is a predicted model, not a curated record. Gene Ontology annotation, biological process: cristae formation. Lineage: Eukaryota; Metazoa; Chordata; Actinopteri; Cypriniformes; Cyprinidae. Gene Ontology annotation, cellular component: MICOS complex. Bases 266 to 676 code for a protein of 136 amino acids. The transcript has 5 exons.
AUUAUUUAAUAAUAUGUGCAAUCUGCAGAAUAGUAUCACACAUCUUGACAAGUAUAAUUUUUCAUGGUGAUGCAUCUGUUAAUCAGAACAUAAGCACGGUGUUUUUAAAACCAGAGCGAAGAACAUGCUGUUCAUAAACUCACUCUCUCUCUCACACACACACAGCAAGAUCAUCAAUCAGCCAGGCCAAAGCUCAUAGUUAUUAUACUACACGCGUUCAAUGAAGAGUACGCAACACAUGCUAAAAACGUUUUGUACAUGAACCAUGAUUCUGAAAUAUGCUGCGCUUCCUGCUGCUGUUGUUGCAGUGGGUUUGAGUUCAUUCAGGAUUUAUUCCAUAAAUGAGAAGAUAAACGAGAAGCUAAUAUCUCCAAGAGAGUUGUCUAUCUACUCUCCAGAUGGUCCUGCUGUGCGGUUUGUGGAGGAACAGCCUGGGGUAGUGCAGACGGGGCUGGGGGCCGUGAGGGUGGGCCUGCAGCCGUACGUCAGAGCAGUGCAGAACACCUUCACUUCAGUCAAAGUUGGAGUGAUAUCUGUUUACCAUGCAGGGCAAGACUCGUAUCAGUUCCUUCGAGAUCCACCUCCUGGCUUCCUGCCUAGAGUGGGUGUCAUCUGUGUGUCCGGAUUGGGUGGCCUGAUACUGGCACGCAAGGGUAAGUGUUGUUUUACUGUUUAAAAAUAGAGCUGGUAUCGCGU